UAAACGCUUUGUCGUUUUCGUCGAGUCGCUUUCGGGACCCUGCACCGUGUCGUUUCACUUGAGUUUUACACGAGAUUUUUGCUGACGGUCCCUUCACUGAGCAUGUGCCUGUUGUCUAAUUGGUAAAAAAAAGAAAAGCGGAAUUUGGCUGGACAGUAGCGGCUGCUGCAGAUUUUGGUAAUUCGCAGCCCGUCAUUUCCACCUUUUCUCUGGGGUUGUGAUAUGGUGUUUGUUUUUUUGGCUUUCUUCCGCCAGCUGGAGGCAAGUUCGGCGGAAGUUUAGGAACAAAUGUGCAGUAACUCAUCAGUUUCACGUUGAAAAGUGUCCUGUAACGGAGUGCAGUUGGGACUUCUCAAAGCGGCAGCAGCAACAACAACACUGAGCUCUGCUCAUGAAUGGUUUGUGGCGCUUUUUUGAACAGAACUGACUAGGAAAGCCAGCUCAAUCGACCAAGUAUUUUCCAUACAGAUGAAAACAUAUCACAAAAUGAGAGUAGAUCGAAACCAAGCUGAUUUGGAAGUGUUUUAAAGAAGCCGCCAGCUGUGCAGCGGAAGAAAUCCACAUUCUCGACUCUUUUUGUUUAAACCAGUCCCUUGUUUAUUUCUCGGAGCGCAGGAACAUGGAUGAAGAAAGUCACCCCGAAAAUGGAGUGGAGAGUGGAAAGGACACAGAUCGGCAGCUCCGUUUACGAGUUUGUGUGAUGAAUGAGAUUUUAAAAACGGAGAGAGACUACGUGGGUUCCUUGAAAUUUCUGAAAUCUUCAUUCCUGCACAGAAAUCACCAGAAUGAUGGCGACAAAUCAGAAAAGCAAAUUACUGAAGAACAUCUCAAGAUUUUGUUUUCUAACAUUGAAGAGAUACUUGAUGUGCAUAAGUUGUUCUUGGCAGCUCUUGAGUACCAUUUACAACCAGAACCACAACCUCAACAUGAACUUGGAAAUAUCUUCCUUCAGUUUAAAGACCGAUUUUGUGUCUAUCAAGAAUAUUGUAGCAAUCACGAAAAAGCCUUGAGACUUUUAAUGGAAUUGAACAAAAUACCUGAAGUGCGGGCAAUGCUUUUGAACUGCAUGGUUCUGGGAGGAAUGAAGACCACAGAUAUACCACUGGAAGGCUAUUUGUUAACCCCAAUACAGAGAAUCUGCAAAUAUCCUUUAUUACUUAAAGAGUUGCUAAAACGGACCCCCAAAAAGCACAGUGAUAACUCUGCAGUGGAAAAAGCCUUGCAAGCAAUGAAAGCCGUGUGCACUAACAUUAAUGAAACCAAGAGGCAAAUGGAGAAACUGGAAGCUUUGGAACAUCUGCAGUCAUCAAUUGAAGGAUGGGAGGGUUCAAAUUUGACAGAUAUAUGCACUGAGCUGCUUCAGCAAGGACCUUUAUUAAAGAUCUCAGCUGGAAAUAUUCAGGAGCGAGUGUUCUUUUUGUUUGAUAACUUGCUGGUAUACUGCAAAAGAAAGUCAAGGGUGGCUAGUAAGAAGUCAACCAAGCGCACCAAAUCUAUAAAUGGUGCCCAAUACAUUUUCCGUGGAAGAAUCAACACCGAGGUAAUGGAAGUGGAGAACGUUGAAGAUGGAACAGCUGAUUACCAUAGCAAUGGCUAUACUGUGACAAAUGGUUGGAAGAUCCACAACACGGCUAAAAAUAAGUGGUUUGUCUUAAUGGCCAAAACUGCUGAAGAAAAACAGAAAUGGUUGGAUGCAAUUCUAAAGGAGCGAGAACAGAGGGAGAGUCUGAAGUUGGGCAUGGAGCGUGAUGCAUAUGUCAUGAUCUCUGAGAAGGGAGAGAAGCUCUAUCACAUGAUGAUGAGCAAGAAAGGAAACCUCAUAAAGGACCGGAGGAGAAAACUGUCUGUUGUCCCAAAGUGCUUUUUUGGCAAUGAGUUUGUUUCCUGGCUGAUGGACAUAGGAGAGAUCAGUAAAGCUGAGGAAGGCGUGAAUCUGGGUCAAGCCUUGCUUGAGAAUGGCAUCAUUCAUCAUGUUUCCGACAAACACCAUUUCAAAAAUGAGAUGGUACUCUACAGGUUUCGGUAUGACGAUGGAACCUAUAAACCUCGAAGUGAGAUGGAAGAUAUCAUGUCGAAGGGUGUAAGGUUGUACUGUCGAUUACAUUGCCUCUUCACUCCUGUGGUCAAAGACCGAGAUCAUCACCUGAAAACCUACAAGUCUGUGGUGCCAGCAAGCAAGUUGAUCGAUUGGCUGCUAAUGCAGGGCGACUGCCAGACCAGAGAGGAAGCGGUCACACUUGGCGUGGGACUGUGUAAUAAUGGCUUCAUGCAUCAUGUGCUAGAGAAAAGUGAAUUCAAGGAUGAGUCCCAAUUUUUUCGCCUUUAUGCUGAUGAAGAAAUGGAAGGGACCAGCUCCAAAAGCAAACAGUUGCGGAAUGACUUCAGAUUGGUUGAAAACAUUGUUGUUAAAUCCCUUUUGAUUUUCCCCGAAGAAGACAAUUAUGGAUUCGAAAUUGAAGAGAAAAAUAAGGUCAUUGUGGUGAAAUCUGUACAAAGUGGUUCUUCUGCUGAGGUGGCAGGCCUUCAGGUUGGGAGGAAGAUUUACUCCAUCAAUGAAGAUUUGGUUUUUCUUCGGCCAAUUUUGGAAGUGGAGACCAUUUUAAAUCAGUUGCACUGCAGUCGGCGACCACUGAGGAUGCUGAUUGCAACAAAACCCAAAGAAAUAAUCAAAGUUCCUGACUCUUUGGAAGGACUAAGCUUUCAGAUAUGUGGAGCUGCCCCACCAUUUGUUCAUGCAGUUCUAAAAGGGUCUGGGGCUGCAGCAGCGGGACUUCUUCCUGGCCAGUGUGUUCUAAAAGUAAACGGGAACAACGUUAGCAAAGAAAACUACACUGAAGUACUUGAACACUUCAGUGCAUAUAGAAAUAAUCCACAGCAUUUGCUGAAUACACGUUCAAGUCAGUGGAUAUAUAGGACUGUUGAAGAUGUUGAUGAGAUGAUGAAAACAAAAGUCAACACAAAUAGUGUUUACAGUAUUUCCGAUCUGUCAAUGAAUGACAAAUUGUUAGAUGUUCCAGCCAAUCAAACAAAGCCAUGUGAUCAUAUCACUGAGAGCAAGCAGGAGACUGAUCUGCAGCCGAUCAUUGAUGGGGUGACCUCUCAUGUCAACAUGACUGUCGAUAAUGUGUAUUUAGAGCACGGUGUUAUCUAUGAGUAUGUCAGUACAGUUGGGAUAAAAUGUCACGUCAAGGAAAAAAUGGUGGAGCCUAAGGGAUGCUUCAAUUUAACUGCAAAGAUUUUGGAAGCUUUAGCAGCAGAUGACCGUCAGUUUGUAAAGAACUGCAGAGGACUGAUAUCGUCUAGAAAUUCUCUCAUCUUUAAGCCUCAAUUGGAAUUCAGCCAUCUAUGUGAGACCAAGCUUGAUACCAUUGGCCAGAGAAUUUCCAAUUAUUUGAAGUUUGCCCAAGAGUUGAAAAAUAAAGCAUGGCCCUCCUUCAAGCAAGCUUCAACCAGUUUACACCCAUUAAACAGCACGGACUUCUGUCCAAGCAACUGUCAUAUUAAUGUCAUUGAAGUAUCCUGUCCAAAAAAUACUACCUCUCUGGGAAGAUCUUUCAGUAUACGCUUUGGUCGAAAAAAUUCUUUCCUCGGCCUGGAGCAAGAUCAAGGAACUAUAAAUCCUAUGAACUACACUCGGCACAGCAUCACCACUAUGGCAGCACCCCAAUGGAAGUGUUUAAUAGUUGAGGAGGGAGAAAGAGACCAACAGCUAGAUCCAGAGGAGUUGGUAAAUCAGCAGAAUGGAGAAGUGUCUCAAGAAAGUGGAGGCCUGAGUUUUCUAUUAAAGCAGGAAGACCUGGAGAUUCAAGACACUUUCUUCCAGCUUUUUAUUAAACUGGAGAAUUCUUUAAAAGAAAUGAAGCAAUAUGUAAUGCAAAUAAAUGUCCUGCUGUCCUCAAUAACUGAGCCUGCCCAGUCUGAGACUUCAGAGCACAGUUCAUCAGACCUCACACUUCCCCCAUCCGUUCUGAUGGAAGAAAAUGAUAUUGACAAAGCUGAACACUGUGGAACAAAGAGAGUCUGCUUUGUGGUGAAUGAGGAAGAGCAGGAUGACUCUGGACACGAUACAACAAGUUAUAGGGAUUCCUACAGUGAAUGUAACAGCAACCGAGACUCUGUUCUAUCCUAUACAAGUGAUCGCAGCAGGAGCUCUUAUCUGGGCAGUGAUGAAAUGGGAUCAGGUGAUGAACUGCCUUGUGACAUAAGAAUUCCUCUCGACAAACAGGACAAAUUACAUGGUUGCCUCGAGCACCUUUUUAAUCAGGUGGAUUCCAUUGAUGCAUUCCUUAAGGGGUCAGUUAUGACCAAGGCUUUUGAAGAGACAGAUGGCAUUAGUACAGAAUACAACAUACAAGAAUUUCGACAGAAAGUUGACCAAAACAUAAGAUGUCGAAGUAUAAUCCAAACAAAUGUGCAGGAAGACCCCUGGAAUUUGCCUUGUUCGAUCAAUGCCUUAGUGGACAACGUACAGGAAUACGUAGAAGAUGGAAAAAAUCAAUUGCUUUUAGCUCUCCUCCAUUGCACAGAUCUGGAGUUACAAUUACGCCGCGAUGUCCUCUUUUGUCAAAGCCUAGUAGCAGCCAUCUGUAGCUUUUCAGAGCAGUUGUUGGCUGCUUUGAACCACCGGUAUAAUAACAAUGGCGAAUAUGAAGAGGAGAGCAAGGAAGCCAGCAAAAAGUGGCUUGAGCAGAUAGCUGUUACUGGGGUCCUUCUCAAUUUUCAGUCUCUGCUCUCUCCAAGUGUGAAAGAUGAGCGCAUCAUGCUGGAAGACACCAAGGUCGCCUUGUCUGAUCUGGAUAAUGUAACAUUCUAUUUUAGACAGCUGGAACAUGAAUACCCAGUAGCAAACAACUCUAUCACUUACCAUAUAGAUGGAAGUCGCCAAGCGUUGAAAGUUAUCUUUUAUCUUGAAAAUCAUAACUUUAUGGAGUUGCCUUCUAAGUUUCAGAAUGGGGGAAGUUUAAAGCUACACACAGUGCUCUUCACUCAAGCUCUUGAGAACAGAUGUUCUUCAGAAAAUGCAUCGGCAGAAGAAUUCCAACAACUGAUCAAUUCGGCUUCUCUUGAAAAAGUUAAAUGUUAUUAUCGAAAACUCAGGGCUUUCUAUCUAGAACGGUCUAAUUUACCUUCUGAUUCUUCGACUACAGCUGUAAAGAUAAACCAGCUGUUACGUCCUCUCAAUGCACUGGAGGAACUUCGGCGGUUGAUGGAGUUGUACAUAGGCCCAAAACAUUCAACAUCCACAGUGAACUCAAGCAAUAAUGCUUCCGGGAUUGCAGUCUUGCCGAUAUCUUCUGAGCUUUGCAACAGGCUUGGAGCUUGUCAGAUUGUUAUGUGCAGCACUGGUAUACAAAGGAGUACUUUAAGUGUGACCCUGGAGCAAGCAGUUAUUUUGGCUCGUAGUCAUGGACUCUUACCUAGAUGUAUCAUGCAGGCAACAGACAUUAUGAGAAAACAGGGUGCAAGGGUUGAGAAUUCAGCCAAAAAUUUGAAAGUAAUGGAUCAGAUGCCACAACUUGUACCAAGGUUAUACCGGCUCUGUCAACCACCUUCCGAUGGAGACAUAUGAAAGUAACUUCUCUUGUAAACACUUUCCAAGAUUUCCCAGAGAGCUAGAGCUGUUAGACAUUGUACAAUUAUAUUGUGUCUGUUUUUUGUUACAGUCAAACUGUAAAGUGUCGAUGUAUGUACAGAAAGCUGCACAGAGACAGAGCUGUUGUUUUGCGAUAUUUCCAUUAAUAGCACAGUGAUAGUCGACUAUCCCAACCUGCAUCAAUAUUUGAUUAUAUUGUAAUAACUUAUGGAAGCGCUAUAAAAUUAAGAAUUUUUGUAUUUGCGUACCUCAUCAUGCAUAGAAUCUUUGGAUCUUGGUGACUGGCUUAUGCCAGUGUAGUGAGGGUUCAAGCACAUAUUUUUGACAGCGUUGGAAUUCUACUGAUUUACAUAUGCAUCUCAAGCUAAAGACUAUGCACCAACCGUUUUUAGAUACUAACGGCAUUGGACAUAAAUGACUGUAAGAGAAGUAAGGUGCUAUACAAUUAGGUUAUUAGGAUAGCAGAGAAUCUCCAGCUAUUUUUUUAUAUAAAGUACACAUUAUAUAAUAUACUCAUGAGACCAUCUAUGGUACUGUACAUGUAACUAUGUUGUGUAGCUACAGAGGCUGUCAUCAUUCUGCUUAACCAGAGCAUCUGAUAUAACGUACUAUAAUGAGUCAUUUUUAAAUGAACAAACAAUGUAAUGAUUCCCUUAAUUAUAGUGUACCCUUUGCUAUUAUGCUUUUUGUGUUGCUUCUAAGACAGCAUAAUUGAAUGUGGUCUACUGGAAUUGCCCGGAUUGUGUUUGUUCUGUUGAAUCAAUAAUUCAGUGUUCCACUUACUUACUAAAACCAGCUAUUAUCAACACAAGCUGAGUUCAAAUGAAAACUAACCUGUUGACAUUU
This is a messenger RNA of Chiloscyllium plagiosum (whitespotted bambooshark), 6439 nucleotides long. RefSeq names its product phosphatidylinositol-3,4,5-trisphosphate-dependent Rac exchange factor 1 (gene prex1). Gene Ontology annotation, biological process: regulation of signaling; positive regulation of GTPase activity; G protein-coupled receptor signaling pathway. Lineage: Eukaryota; Metazoa; Chordata; Chondrichthyes; Orectolobiformes; Hemiscylliidae. The record is from RefSeq and is a predicted model, not a curated record. Gene Ontology annotation, molecular function: GTPase activator activity; guanyl-nucleotide exchange factor activity; protein binding. Gene Ontology annotation, cellular component: plasma membrane.